AUGCUCGGGCGCGCGGGGUCCGCCAAGAAGGCGAGCAAGUUCGAGGACUCGGACAGCAGCAGCCGCAUGUCACGACCCAGGGCCAUGUCUGAGCUGCCGCACCGGGCCGCGACUCGCGUGCCCACGCGCCCGAGGACGGCGACUGUGGCCGUGGGCGCCGUGGCGAGUGGCGGCGUGCGUCCCCGUGGUGUCGGCGUCGGCCGAGGGGCGGCGCCCCGCAGCCCACUGCACGAGAAGAAACCCGCAGGUGCGGUCGCUGGUGGUGGCGGUGGUGCAGGGCCGCGGGCGGCGGAGCUGGAGGCCAAGCUGGGGAAGGCGCACGACCAGCUUGCAGCGAUGCGGGAGCAGCUCGCGGCCGCCGAGAAGGCCAGGAAGGACGCGCGCGGCGCGUUCGCCGAGGCCAAGAAGCGGUUCGCCGCGAACGCGAAGAAGAGGGAAGCCGCCUCUUCGGUGCCGGCCGCACAGGAUACCAAUGUGCGGCCGCCAGAACAGAAGCAGCAGGAGGAGGAGGCAGAAGUUGUCGCAGAGGACGUUGUAAACGGCGACGGCGAGGAGACAAGUGGCAUGGUCGACCGCGAGAACAAUGAGUCCCGGGUUGAGGAGGUGGCCGAGAAGACGGCUGAUAAUGGCGAUGAGGCGAGCAACAGUAUUGCCGUCGUUGGAGACGACGAUGGUGGCAAUGAGGGGAACCUGGAGGCCGGCCAGCUGUGGACCAAGCUUGUGGCCAAAGACAGGGAGGUGUACGAGCUGAGGGCGAAGCUGAUGCUGAAGGACAUGGAGGUCGACGCGCAGAAAUUGGAGCUGACGGCGAAGGACGCGAACAUCGGCACUCUGGUGGCAGAGCUGGUCGCAAAGGACGCCGAGUUCGCCGCUCUCAGAGCCGAGAACUCCGAGCUGACGAAGACGGCCUCCGACGCCGCCGAGGCCGACAGGAAGACGACGGCCGCGAAGGCGAGGGAAGCCGAGCGCGCGCUGAUGGACAGCGCGGCGUGUGAGGCCCGGCUGGGCGAGCGGCUGAGGGAGUCGGAGCGCGCGCGGGAGGCGCUGGAGGCCGAGGCGCGCCGCAUCCGCGUCCAGAGAGAGCAGUGGCGCAAGGCGGCCGAGGAGGCCGCGGCGGUGCUCGGCGGCGCGGGUCACCACGUUGGCACGGAGGAGACGGACGAGGACAAGCAGCGGGACGCGGGAGAGGUGGACUCCGGUGUGAAGAGGAAGCCGGCCGGCGGCGCCGUGCGGCUGCUCGCCGACCUGUGGAAGAAGAGGGCGUCGAAGUGA
Triticum turgidum subsp. durum (durum wheat) is the source of this 1272-nucleotide messenger RNA. NCBI's taxonomy places the organism in Eukaryota, Viridiplantae, Streptophyta, Magnoliopsida, Poales, Poaceae. The record is from the annotation of a GenBank genome assembly.